UGUGCUGUAUGUGGGAUGCUGCGCGUCUGCGCUCCGAACAAUACAGCGAAAGCCAAUGGGACAACAAUAUGGACUGUAUCAUUCAUAAUUACCCCGGUUUAUAGCAUGCAUUUUAUUUGCUAGAUUGCGGGAAAAAAUGUGGAUUCCGACUGAACACGAAAAAUAUGGCGUUGUGCUGGCAAACUUUCGUGGAACAGUUCAGCAUGGGCUGCCCCUGGAGAUCGGAGAGACGGUCCAGAUUUUGGAGAAGUGUGAAGGAUGGUACAGAGGAUUCGUACUGAAGAAUCCAAAUGUCAAGGGAAUAUUCCCAUGCAGCUACAUCCAUUUGAAACAUGCACACAUUAAGAACAAAGGGCAGUUUGAGACAGUCAUCCCCAUGGAGGAGUCGGUUAUUACAGAGAUGACGGUGACUCUGCGAGACUGGGGCACCAUGUGGAAGCAGCUCUAUGUGAAGAACGAGGGGGAACUGUUCCACAGGCUCUGGCAUGUGAUGACGGAGAUCCUGGAGCUCAGACGGCAGGUUCUCGUGGGUCACUUGACCAAUGACCGCAUGACUGACAUCAAACAGCACAUCAUAGCACGGCUGGACUGGGGCAAUGAGCAGCUGGGUUUGGACCUGGUCCCCAGGCAGGACUUCAGCAUGGUGGACCCAGACGAGAUCAGUGUCACUGAGCUCUAUCGGCUGAUGGAGCGACGGCACCGUAAGCGAGAGUUUCCUCCACAGGCCAACAUGCACCACCUUUUCCUGCAAAUCAACAGCCUGCUGAACUGCAACCUGGCUGAGGAGCUCCACGUCUUCUUCUUCAUCUACGACAGCAGAGAGAUGCGACCAAUCAGUGAGAGGUUCUUUGUGCGGCUGAAUAAGCAGGGGGUUCCUAAGUCACCAGAGAAAACAGAAAAGCAGUGUACACUCUUUGUUGAUUUGGGCAGUAGCGAUCUCCGCAAAGAUGUAUAUGUUGUAGCUCAUAUUUUUAGAAUAGGGCGAAUGGUCGCUGGUGAGAAGAAGAGUGUGUCUAACACUCAGUACAGACGUCCAUUUGGCUGCACCGUGAUCAGCGUGUCUGAUCUGCUGACGGCCGACUGCAAGGAUGACCACCUGCUCAAAGUUUACUCAUGCAACACUGAAAGCGAGUGGUAUCAAAUACACGACAACAUCAUCCGCAAAGUCAGCUCCAGAUACAGUCAGAUUGGCUCCAGUACAGGACUUGCCGUUUCACUGCAGCUGUUACACGGGAACCUGGAGCAGAUCCAGAAGGACUACAUGCGCCUCUUUACCCGCAACGUCUCCAUCACCCGGAGACUCGGCUUCUCUGAUAUCAUCAUGCCAGGUGAAGUGAGGAAUGAUCUGUAUGUGACGCUGGAGAGAGGCGAGUUUGAGAAAGGAGGGAAGAGUGUGGCGAGAAACGUGGAGGUCACUGUGUAUCUGCUGGGAGGAGAUGGCCAAGUACUAAAGGGUCUGGUGUGCUCGGGAUCAGGUGAGCCGGGGGCGGACGAGUUUCACUCGUUUGUUCUGUAUCACAGUAACAGCCCGCGCUGGUCAGAGCAGAUUAAGCUCACUGUUCCUCCGGAGCUCUUCAGGGUGACACACCUGCGCUUCGAGUUCAGACACUGCUCCACGAAGGAGAAAGGAGAGAAGAAGCUGUUUGGUUACUCUUUCGUUCCGCUGAUGCAAGAAGAUGGGAGAACACUGCCUGAUGGAACUCAUGAGCUCAUCGUCCACAAGUGUGAAGAAACAGCGAACCUGCAGGACUGCUCUCGCUACCUCAAGCUUCCCUUCUCUAAAGCCAGCCUGCAGCCUGGGAACAACCAGACCAUGAAGAACAGCAAAGAGUCUUUCUGGAUCCUCUCACUGCUCUGCUCCACCAAACUCACCCAGAACGGUGACAUGCUGGAUUUGCUGAAAUGGAGAACCCAACCAGACCGGAUCACGGACUCUCUGACCAAGCUGAAGGACAUAGAUGGUUCUGAGAUAGUUAAGUUUUUGCAGGACACGCUGGACACCCUGUUUGCUGUUUUAGAUGAGAGUCCGCAGAGAUAUGGACUAAAGGUGUUUGACUGCCUGGUGCACGUCAUCAAUUUACUGCAGGACAGUAAAUUCCAGCACUUCAAGCCCGUCAUGGACAACUACAUAGAGAACCACUUUGCAGGUGCCCUGUCAUACCGGGACCUGAUCCGAGUGUUGAAGUGGUACGUGGAUCGGAUCAUCGAUGCUGAGCACCAGGAGCAGAUCCAGCAGGUUCUCAAGGCUGCAGAGUACCUGUUUAAGUACAUUGUGCAGUCGCGCAUGCUGUAUGCUGCAGCCACAGCGGCGCAGGCAGAGGAGGAGUUCCGCUGUUCUGUUCACGAGCUCUUCAAAUCCAUCCACCUGUUCCUCUCCCACCAGAGCAAAGGAAUCAGCCCCGUCACACACACGCAGGCUGUGUUUCUGAGGUCUUUCCCCACUGUGUGUUGUGAGCUGUUGAAAGUGUUUAGUGUGCGGGAGGUGGCAAACCUGGCGCGAGACACACUCAGCAGCCUGCCUGCAAACACGCACACAGAGUGCCCCCUGCAGGCCGUCAAGCUGCAGUGCAUGGCCAAGACUGUGGAGAGCCCACUCUACACCAAUGCAGAGUCGCGGUGUGUGUUGCUGCCUGUGGUUCUCCAUCUUCUCCGCACAUACCUGCAGGAGCAGAAGGAGCUGGUUCUGUGUGCUAAUAUCCUCACCAGCAUGCUGUCACUGGUCCACAAAGACCCCAACACUGACUGUGUUGUGUCUGAGGAAGUGAAUGUAAUCAUGGACAGUCUGUCUGGAGUGUUACUGAGGACUAUACUGGAGGUCACUAAUCGACCCCAGCCAGCGGCCACCUCACUGCGUCUGCAGUAUCAGGACGUCACCGGUGAAUUCGUGGCCUGUUUGCUCACUCUGCUGAGGCAGUUGAGUGAUAAGGACUACCAGCAGCUCCUGAGCCGCUUCCCCGGUAAAGACGAGCUGGCGAAUUUUCUCCUGCAGCUGUUCACUGUCUUCAGAAUUCUCAUCCGGCCAGACAUGUUCCCUAAAGACUGGACAGUCAUGAGAUUGGUCACUAAUAAUGUGAUCAUCACCACGGUCCUCUAUCUCUCUGACACGCUGCGCAACAACUUCCUUAAUGAGAAAUUUGACUUCAAGGUGUGGGAGUCCUAUUUUUAUCUUUCGAUAAUAUUCAUUAUUCAGCCGUGCCUCCAGCUUGAGAUGUUCCCUCCGUCCAAAAGGAAGAAAGUGCUGGAAAAGUAUGGAGACAUGCGGGUGAUGAUCGGCUGUGAAAUCUUCAGCAUGUGGCAGAAUCUGGGAGAUUAUAAAGUGAAUCUGAUCCCUUCACUGAUUGGUCCGUUCCUGGAGGUCACUCUUGUGCCACAGCCGGACCUGAGGAACGUCCUCAUCCCCGUCUUCCAUGACAUGAUGGACAGUGAGGAACGCCGCAGCGGCAACUUCAAACAGGUGGAGGCAAAGCUGAUUGACAAACUGGAGAGCCUGAUGUCAGAGGGCAAAGGAGACGAGACCUACAAAGAGCUCUUCAACAACAUAAUUCCUCUGUUUGGCCCAUACCCAAGCCUGCUGAAGAAGAUUGAGAGAGAAACCUGGAGAGAGAGUGGAGUCUCUCAUAUCGCCACUGUCACACGCCUUAUGGAGAGACUGCUGGAUUACAGGGAUUGUAUGAAGAUUGGAGAGGUCGAUGGGAAGAAAAUUGGCUGUACUGUUAAUCUGCUGAAUUUCUAUAAGACGGAGCUGAAUAAAGAGGAGAUGUACAUUCGCUACAUCCACAAACUCUAUGAGCUCCACUUGAAGGCCCAGAAUUUUACAGAGGCGGCCUACACUCUGCUGCUGUAUGAUGAGCUGCUGGAGUGGACGGAGCGUCCACUGAGGGAGUUUCUGACCUACCCCAUGCAGAGCGAGUGGCAGAGGAAAGAGUGUCUGCAUCUCACCAUCAUCCACAACUUCGACAGAGGCAAAUGCUGGGAGAACUGUAUCAUACUGUGCCGAGAGUUGGCUAAUCAGUACGAGGCUUACUACGACUACAGGAACCUCAGUAAAAUGAGACUGAUGGAGGCGUCUCUCUAUGAUAAGAUAAUGAACCAGCAGAGGCUCGAGCCGGAGUUCUUUCGGAUUGGCUUCUACGGCAAAAAGUUCCCCUUCUUCUUACGGAAUAAGGAGUUUGUGUGUCGGGGGAAUGAUUACGAGCGGCUGGAGGCGUUUCAGCAGAGGAUGCUGAGUGAGUUCCCUCAUGCCAUCGCCAUGCAGCACGCCAACCAGCCGGAUCAGACCAUACUGCAGGCCGAGGCGCAGUACCUGCAGAUCUACGCGGUCAGUCCUGUCCCUGACAACCAGGAUGUCCUGCAGAGGGACGGUGUGCCUAACAAUAUUAAAAGCUUCUACAAAGUUAAUCACAUCUGGAGGUUCCGCUACGACAGACCCUUCCACAAGGGCACCAAGGACAAAGAGAACGAGUUCAAGAGUCUGUGGGUGGAGAGGACUACACUGAGCUUGGCUCAGAGUCUCCCAGGAAUCUCUCGCUGGUUCGAGGUGGAGAAACGGGAGCUGGUGGAGAUGAGUCCUCUGGAGAACGCCAGUGAGGUGAUAGAAAAUAAGACUCUGCAGCUGCGCACCCUGAUCGCUCAGUGCCAGAUGCGGCAGAUGCAGAACAUCAACCCACUCACCAUGUGCCUGAAUGGAGUCAUCGACGCCGCAGUGAACGGAGGACUUGCUCGCUACCAGGAGGCUUUCUUUGCGAAAGAUUACAUUUCCAGUCACCCUGAGGAUGGAGAUAAGAUCACACGUCUCCGUGAGCUCAUGUUUGAGCAGGCACAUAUUCUGGAGUACGGCUUGGCUGUGCACGAGAAGUUUGUGCCACAGGAUAUGCGUCCACUGCACAAAAAGCUUGUUGACCAGUUUCAUGUGAUGCGAUCCAGUCUGGGCAUACAGCCGCAGGAGUUUCCUGCAUAUGUGCGUGUCAGUCCACUGCAUUUUGCCAAUGGCAGUCCUCGCACCUGCAGGACCCCCGUCCCAAACGCGAUCAGUCCUGAAGGAGGCCGAAUAGUGGCGAGACGCAGCCCCCUCAGUUACCCAGCUGUCAACCGCUAUUCCUCGUCCUCGCUGUCAUCACAAGCCUCCAACGACGUCAGCAACAUCACGGGCCAAUCAGAGAGCUCGGAUGAAGUCUUUAACAUGCAGCCGAGUCCAUCUACCUCAAGCCUCAGCUCCAACCACUCCGGUUCUCACAAUGUGACCAGCUCAGCGCCCUCAAGCAAUAGAGAUUCUCUUCCGUCGUCGUCUCCGCUGCCAUCAGACAAACAUAAGCACAGCAGAGAGAAUGCGUGCCUGUCCCCCAGAGACAGACUGUGCAGUGGCAUGUUUCCCAGCCCACUGGACCCUACGCAGAGGAUGAUGCCAUUCCAGAUCGACACUAGUCUGCCACGACCUGAGGCCAAUCUCCCCAGCACAGAGACAGGCAAGAACAUAAGGUCUCUGUCUCCCAUGCCAACUGUAAGAUCUCCUCAAAAGACCACGGCUCCUCCCCUGACCCCAUCCCCCACUGACUGCUUGCCUGUGGGCAGCCUGGCGUCCCACUCUCCGGCCCGCUCCGGCAGCUACAGCAGCGGGAUCUCCUCGCUGAGCCGCUGCAGCGUGUCUGAAACCUGCGGGAUCGAGCUGCCCCCGGCUGAGCCACCCCUGCCUCCUGCUGCUCCACUAGAUAACCCUAUCCGCCGAGGCAGCAAAACCCCACCCCCCUACAGCGUCUAUGAACGGAACAACCCGCGGCGGGCCACACCCCUCCCCCACAGCCUCUCAGUCCCACCCAGCGCAGACAACCCGAACCUGCCCACCAAACCGCAGCUCAGCCGCACGCAGAGGAUCCACUCAGAGCCCAGACACAGACUGACCCCCAGGAAAGUGUCCCAGCUGUAGGCUUUGAACGAAUUAAAGGGCAACAGACACCACAGAAGCAGCAGCGGAAUCCCACGUGAAACCUAUAAACUCUUACUAUGGGUUAUUUGACGGAAAGCAGGAUUACUUUUUAUAGAUGCAGUUUUAUUUUUUUCUAUUACCUAAAACGGAAUAUAACUGUUUCUAUUGUAGUGGCAGUCUUCUUGUGGGCAUGUGUUAAAAGAAAAGGCCUUUUAUGUUUGCAGAUGUACUGCUGUGUGUGUUUUUUUUUAACCAUUAUCACUGCUUUUGGUGGAUGGCCUUUUACGCCAUUGUUUUGGGUCUGGUUCAAUUCAAAUUCAGUACAUUUAUCUUGAUCAGUUAUUACAGCUGAAAUUGAAUUGACUCAGGGCUUUAAAUUUUGGCAUAUUUUCCAUUAAUAUACAUUCUUGGCUGAUGAUACCGACGUACAAGAAUAGCCAUGAAGAGAUUAGAAUUAUAAUCUUAAAAGGGCAUAUAGUUUACAGUUAAAUCUUUAGAUCUGGCAGGUCCACAUCCCAUGUAGAGCAACGUUCCGAGGCAUAUUGCUAGCAAGGUAUUUUUGAUAGAUGUACAAAUCCCAUAUGUGUACAUAUUCACCAAACACGACGGCACUGUUUUUAGGCCUUACAUGGACAAAGAUGUGCAGCUAGACCUGCAACUUUUGUUUUAACCGCUUUGUACUUUCUGGAAUGGCUGAAAGGUGCUACAUAUUUCUUAGUGUUUCUUUCUAAUGUAGCCUUGUAUCUGCCGAACCUGCCUGACCGUUAAUUGUGCCAUGUAAUGAAAUCGUGUGGUCUCCAAGUAUUGUGCCAAAGAUACAAGCAGUAUUAACAUUUCUGUGGGUGAGAGUAGUUAGGGAAGCUUAACUCACGUAAGCGUGAAUGCUCGUGCUUGACAAUGUGCUUUUUAUACAGUGUGCCGAGGCAUAGACUAAGAUAGCAUGAGGCAUGUACAGCAUCAAGCAAUAUAACCAGUGUAGUUUCCUCAAGAGUGUGAUGUUCGUAGCACAAAAAGGCCCUCCAGGUUUAAGGCGAGGUCUCCUCAGAUGGGCUUCUUUCCGAUUUCAGAGAUGUCAAAUGCUGUAUACUGUAUACUGCUCACUUCUAAGCAGAAUUAGGUAAACUGUCAUACAAAUUCUAUGACCAAUGUGGAGAAGUCAGCUUUUUUGGUAGAAACAAUAUAGAAAGCAUAUCCUCAUGCUAAGCUAAGGGUAGAGCUGUCUUGGUUUGUACAUUCAGGUUGGCAUGCACAAAACUGUUUCUGUAAAUUUAAACCAGUUUUGACUGCCAAAAACACCUCAGAUUGGGGCCAUGCAUGGCAAAUACAAAAU
Messenger RNA from Colossoma macropomum (tambaqui), 7250 nucleotides. It is a transcript of the gene dock4a, whose product is annotated as dedicator of cytokinesis 4. The transcript has 52 exons. Gene Ontology annotation, molecular function: guanyl-nucleotide exchange factor activity; small GTPase binding. Gene Ontology annotation, biological process: cell chemotaxis; small GTPase-mediated signal transduction. The coding region runs from base 137 to 5920 and encodes 1927 amino acids. Lineage: Eukaryota; Metazoa; Chordata; Actinopteri; Characiformes; Serrasalmidae. The record is from RefSeq and is a predicted model, not a curated record. Gene Ontology annotation, cellular component: cytoplasm; plasma membrane.